Molecule: messenger RNA, 723 nt
Organism: Brettanomyces bruxellensis
Lineage: Eukaryota; Fungi; Ascomycota; Pichiomycetes; Pichiales; Pichiaceae
Exons: 1
Coding region: 1-723 (240 amino acids)
Source: RefSeq, a predicted model, not a curated record
AUGGCGCAAAGAAAUAACAACAGUGGAAACGAUAAUACUAACAACCAGCCAACAUCAACGUCGGCAUUUGUGCAGUUAAUUGCAUCAUUAUUCGAGCUUUCGAAAGCGGCAAAUGAGGCAUCAAAAGCUGCGGUUGACUUUUUCAACGUUGUGGACGCAAAGCCGCAGUACAGCGCACCGCCUGUUUUUGACCCAAGCUUGCUUGCGCCGCAGCCGCAGCAGCAGAUGACGCAGCAGAUGCAGCAGCAGAUGCAGCAGCUACAGCAACAGAUGCAGCAAAGGCAGCAGGAUGCGCUUGUGGGAUCGGCUGGCGCAGCGGGUGCGGAGCCACAACAAAAGAAAAAGAAGAAAAGAGACCCGAAUGCGCCUAAAAAGCCAUUGACUUCAUUCUUCCUGUACUCGAACUUCAUGCGGGACGUAAUCAUCAAGGAGCGCAUGGAGAACGGGGACGAGUCGCUUUCGCAGCCGCAGAUUGCGCAGGAGACGUCGAAGCGCUGGAAGGCGCUUUCUGCGGAGGAGAAACUCGGAUGGAAGGAGUUGUACGAGGAUCAGAAAAAAAGAUACGAGGCAGAAAUGAAGAAAUACAACUUGGCUAAGGCGACGGGACAACCUUACACCGCUCCGAAGCGCAAAAACGUCAUCCUUGCACCAAACUCGAUCUCGAAGAAGAGAUCGGGCGAGCCGGAGGGAGGCAAGAAGCACAAGAAGAAAAGACAUGAUUAA